Molecule: messenger RNA, 636 nt
Organism: Ambispora gerdemannii
Lineage: Eukaryota; Fungi; Glomeromycota; Glomeromycetes; Archaeosporales; Ambisporaceae
Source: the annotation of a GenBank genome assembly
AUGUCUUCAGCUUAUGGAUCAAUUGUUGCUCCUCAAUUUGAUUCUUCUAAAAUUUCAUCAAUCCUUCCUAUUUGCAAAGAAACCAAAUCUGGAAUGUUAAUUGAAAUCGCUAUGGUCAAUAAUAACUCGCCAAUACCACUGAUUUCCCAUUUACAUCAAAUUUUUAGCAAAGUUAUCGAAGAAGGCACCUCAUAUCCACAAGAAUUUGAACUUGAUGAACAAGAAUUUCGUGAAUAUUUUCUUAGCCAUCACGCGUUUGUUGCUUUAAAAGCUAAAGAUAAAUCAACAAAUGGAGUUGUUUGGGACGAGAGAGUAGUUGGAAUGUUUUAUAUCAAACCGAAUUACCCUGGGCGAUGUUCACACAUAUGCAAUGGAGGAUUCAUAGUUCCUCACAAAUCGAGAAAUCUUGGUGUUGGUAAAGCAAUGGGUGAAGCAUUUCUUCAAUUAGCUCCCGCUAUAGGAUAUAAAUCAUCCGUUUUCAAUCUUGUUUUCGCAAACAAUGUUGCUUCUGUUAACUUAUGGAAAUCAUUGAACUUUGUUGAGAUUGGGCGGGUACCAAAAGCGGCAAGAUUACAAGGAUAUGAAGAAUUGGUUGAAGCUAUUGUUUUCUAUAAAGAUUUUGAAACUGAUGUUUAA